AUGACCGUCGCACAACAUCAACACCUUCCAGCACUCACCAUAGGCCAACAAGACAUGGAGUACGUCGAGAACUUCAAAUAUCUCCAAAGCAACAUCUCAAAUACUGGAGAUGUGGAGAAAGACGUACAAACCAGAAUUGGCAAAGCUGCAGGAGUCUACCAACGACUCCGGAACAUCUGGUUGUCGAAAUCCAUCACCACGGCCACAAAGCUACACCUCUAUAUGUCGGUGGACAUCCCUACAGCGACCUACGCCUGUGAGACGUGGACGAAGACAGCCAGCAUCACCAACAUGUUGGAUGUCUUCUAUCGAUGGUGCCUCAGAUCCAUCCUAAAGAUCUCAUGGAGAGACCACAUCACCGAUGAAGAGAUGAUGUGA
Xyrichtys novacula (pearly razorfish) is the source of this 378-nucleotide messenger RNA. The record is from the annotation of a GenBank genome assembly. NCBI's taxonomy places the organism in Eukaryota, Metazoa, Chordata, Actinopteri, Labriformes, Labridae.